Molecule: messenger RNA, 1164 nt
Organism: Propithecus coquereli (Coquerel's sifaka)
Lineage: Eukaryota; Metazoa; Chordata; Mammalia; Primates; Indriidae
Gene: CATIP
Product: ciliogenesis associated TTC17 interacting protein
Exons: 10
Coding region: 1-1164 (387 amino acids)
Biological process (GO): actin filament polymerization; cilium organization
Source: RefSeq, a predicted model, not a curated record
AUGUCCUCCAGAGUUUACUCCAUAGUCCCCAAAGCCAAGGACCCCCGGCCCUCAGGCCCAGAGAAUUUGCCACUCCCAGAGGCCAAUGCUGAAGCCAUCGACUUCCUCAGCUCCCUCCGGCGCAAGGAGCUGCAGAUGCUGUUUUUCUCCGAGACUCUGGACAUGAUCUCAGACACAGGGGAGCCUCAGGGAGAGCUGACCAUUGAGGUGGAGAGAGGGAAAUACAAAGAUGAAUUUGGUAUCAUGUCGUCCUGCCCCUUCGUGCACGCCUUUAGCCGUGGCUUCUUGGACAAAAUGCUCUGCGGAAACUCCCUACUGGGCUAUCUCUCAUGGCAUUUGGAGGCCAGAGAACAACACAGUCAUGAGUUCAUCAAGUUCCUCAUCCUCCCCAUGGAGCGGAAGAUAAGUUUGAUGAAGCAGGACGACCAGCUGGCCAUGACCAGAAGUAUCAAGGAGGGUGAGGAAGUGAAGACUGGAGUGACUCUUUUCCCCUGGCACUCAAUUAAGGGCUUCGUCUCCGAGGCUGCCAACCUGGUGCUGCUGAGGGUGAUGGCCUGGCGGCGGAUGGUGCCCAGCAAUGCCUGCUUCCUGGCCUUGGACACCGAGGGCAACCUCUGCCAUUCCACCUACCAAGCCCUGGGCUUCCAGACGAUCCAGGUGGGCCGUCAGCAGGCUGAAGUGUUCAUCGUGGAGCAGACCGUACACUCGGAGAAGGGCAUCCCCAUGUCCUGCCAGUACUACCUGCUGCGCGAUGGGCACCUGGCCAAGAGAAUCCAGGUGGGCUCUCCAGGGUGCUGCAUCAUCACCAAGAUGCCCGUAAUGAGGGAGGAAGAUGAGAUUGAGCCUCGCCCAGUGUUUGAGAAGAAGCCCCUGGUGUGGGAGGAGGACAUGGAGCUCUACUCCAAGUUCCUGGACAGGAAGGAGGAGCUCCGACUGGGCCACACCAGCUAUCUGCGGCAGCACCCCGAAGCCCAGGCGCUCAUCUCCGACUUCCUGCUCUUCCUGCUGGUGUACCAGCCCGAAGACGUGGUCACUUUCGCUGCCGAGUACUUCGGCCCCUUCGCAGCGCGCCGCCCGCCGACCCCCGCCUUGCGCUCUUCCCACCGGCCCAGCCCUUUCCGCUCGCUGGACCGGGAGCGCGACGCGGGCCCCUGGGCGGACUAG